UUGCAAACUGGUCUCCGAGCAAAUCGCCCGGAAAAUAAAUCGAAACAAAUAAUAAAAAAUCUAUUAUUAAUUAGAACGCGCCCCCCCAUUUUUGUGCUCCCGUGUUGUGUACCCCGCCCCGCCAACUCAGCGGAACAGCCGUUGGAAGUACGCAAAAUAAGAUUGGGCAAUUAUUGUCAUCGCAUUACUUGAUGAAUAAGUGAUGUGUGCUUGUGUGCGAUACACCCACCUUGAGGUAGCAAAACAACAACAACAACAACAGCAGCAGCAGAGACAACAAUAAAUCAAACAAGAAAACAAACACGGGAGCUGCAAUCACACAUUCCGGGGACCUACGGUUACGCAGCCCAAGAGCAGGGUCACCACUCCAGUGGCUCGCCCUUGCGCCCAUUAGAAACCAAAGAGUCAGAGCCAGCCGAGAACCCCAAGAAAACACCCAAUAUUACCAACCAUACACCACAUACGAAUACCACUUUGCUGGGCGUUCGCGCCAACUAUAAAUAGAAAAGGCAACAACAACGCAGCACAGCACAGCAAACAACUGUCCAUAUCCAUAUCUACAUAUAUUUAUCGACUCGACGCAGAAGAAGAAACCCUCAAGUAUUACAAUUUUCAUUCGAGAUUAAGGGAGCGAAUAGGAGUGGAGUAGGAGCUCUCAAAACCAUAUCAGUAGGCCAGCCCCGGGAAAAUGGACACGGUGGGCUCGGGGGACAAUGUUCCCAAUGGAGACGCUACUGCGGCCACCAGGACACUUAAAAAUAUCGUCAAGGAGCGAUUCAAGGAUGACGAAACCAUAGAAUUCAUAUUCGAGGCUUAUCAGAUCAAGGGUCCGGAGUAUACCAACCGGCUUUUGGCGCUAGUUUCCUCACAAUCGGGCGGAACCUUCGCCAUCAUCUCCUUCUCCUACCUGCGCACUCCGUUGACCUCCGUAAACGAGCUGAUCAUCAACAAGGUGUUCGCCAUCGACCACAACUUCCAGUUGCGACAGGAUAGCAAGAGCUCGAUCACCACACAGCAGUUUGAUUUGUGCACAGCCGAAGAUGGCCCCAUCAAGUUCUACUACUACGCCACAGAGGGCGAGCACUACGAGGAGUUUGUGGCCAAGGUCAUCUCCUGCAAGAGCACCAUGACCCAGAACGAUCCCGAAACGGUGCUCAACUUCAGGUGGCUGAACGACUACCGGCAAAUCGGAGAGGUGAAGCAGGAGCUGAAGAAGCGGGAGAGCGAGUACAUUGUCUACAAGGACAUCAUCAUCUACUGCGCCACUUGGAAUGUGAACAACAAAACCUGCAGCGACAACAGCAAUCCACUGCGUCCCUGGUUGGCCUGCAGUGACCGGCCGCCGGACAUAUAUGCCAUUGGACUGCAGGAGCUUGACACGCCCACAAAAGCUAUGCUCAACUCCACGCAGGUGCAGGCCCUCGAGAAGCACUGGAUCGACAAGAUGAUGGACAGCGUCCACCCGGACGUGGAGUACGAGAUCCUGAUGUCGCACCGCCUGGUGGCCACCAUGCUGACGGUCAUUGUGCGCAAGCAGCUGCGCCAGCACAUAAUCCGCUGCCGGCCCAAGUCAGUGGCCCGCGGCAUCUUCAAUACGCUGGGCAACAAGGGGGGCGUGGCCAUCAGCCUGCAGCUCAACGAGGGGAACAUCUGCUUUGUCAAUUCCCACCUGGCCGCCCACAUGGGCUACGUGGAGGAGCGGAAUCAGGACUACAACGCCAUCGUGGACGGCAUACGUUUUGACGACGGACGCACGAUCAGCGAUCACGAUCACAUCUUCUGGAUGGGCGACCUCAACUAUCGCAUUCAGGAGCCGCCCGGCCAGCAGCGACCAGGACCGCUGAGCGAUGCCCAGACCUACGAGCUGCUGCUGCAGUACGACCAGUUGCGCCAGGAGAUGCGGCGCGGCAAGUGCUUCGAGGGCUACACCGAGGGCGAGAUCAAGUUCCGGCCGACGUACAAGUACGAUCCGGGCACGGACAACUACGACAGCAGCGAGAAGCAGCGGGCGCCGGCCUACUGCGACCGGGUGCUCUGGAAGGGCACACGCAUCGAGCAGCUGGCCUACAACAGCAUCAUGGAGAUACGCCAGAGUGAUCACAAGCCGGUGUACGCGGUGUUUCGCGUAAAGAUCAAGACGCGCGACGAGGUCAAGUACAAGCGGGUCCAGGAGGAGGUACUAAAGGCGGUGGACAAGCGAGAGAACGACAACCAGCCGCAGAUCAAUGUGGAGAAGACGGUUAUCGAUUUCGGAACGGUGCGCUUCAACGAGCCGACCACGCGAGACUUUAACGUCUACAACAACUGCCCGCUGCCCGUGGACUUUAGUUUCAAAGAGAAGGACAUCCACGCCAUCUGCGAGCCUUGGCUGCAUGUCGAUCCGCGCCAGGACUCGCUGCUGAUCGACUCCGCCCGCAGCAUUCGGCUGAAGAUGCACGCCAAUGUCCGCACCAUUGCCGGUUUGCUGCGCAAGAUCCGCGCCAGCGACAACUUCGAUAUACUCAUCCUGCAUGUGGAAAACGGACGGGACAUCUUCAUCACGGUGACCGGCGACUAUCAGCCCAGCUGCUUUGGCCUCUCCAUGGAGACGAUGUGCCGUACCGAUCGGCCCCUCUGCGAGUACUCCCAGGAUCAGAUCAAGCAGCUGAUGAAUAACGAAUCGCCAGAGUACCGCGUGACCAUGCCGCGGGAAUUCUUCCUGCUGAUCGACUAUCUGUAUAGGCAGGGCGACAAGCAGGUGGGCGCCUUCCCGUCCUAUGACUCGCGCCUCUCCCUCGGCGUCCACUUCAACUCGGUGCGCGACUGGCUGGACACCUGGUCGGAUGAGCCGUUCCCUGCCAAUGCGGAGACUGCUGCGCAGGCGCUGUUGCUUUUGCUGGAUCUGCCGGAGCAUGCACUGCUGGAACCGGUUGUGGAGAAUCUGCUGGAGUGCACCAACAAGUCGCAGGCCAUGGACUACAUCUCGCUGCUGAGUCCACCAAAACGGAAUGUAUUCAUGCACCUGUGCAUGUUCCUGCGCGCGGGCAUCGAGAGUCAGCAUUACGAAAUGCAGCAAGUCGCCUCCACCUUUGGCCGCAUCCUGCUGCGCAGCACCGAGCGCGCCGCCUGGAUGGACUACCACAGUCGCUGCAUCCAGUUCAUGCGGCUCUUCAUCGACUCGGACAACGAGACAAUGGACAACGGCAAUGAGGGCUCCGGCACAGGAACGGGAUCCGGAUCUGGGACCAGGGCCGGACUGCAGGCAUAGGCGCCGGCGCCAAGCGCCAGAAUAGAGCGAUAGUUGUAGUCUGUUGAUAGUUAGCUACCGUACGCGUUAGUUUUAGGGCUAUUUAUUUUACUUGUUGGUACUUUGUUGGCACUAAGCAUUUAUAUUUUCUUUGUUUUACCUGUUAAUUGUUUGUGCCCGCCUUCCGUUCAUUCCAACUCGAUUGCCCCCGCCUCACAUCCCGGUUCACCUGGUUAUAAUGCAUCAUACAUCACACAAGCAGAUGGAUAUAAACUGACUACUGAAGCCGAACGAUUGUGCAGUGGCUAGUGGAGCAGGAGGCCAACGUAAAAAUAAAUCUAUUGUGUAAAUAAGUUAAACGAAAUGUGCUGCACACCCGUUAAAUCAAUGUUUAGUUGAGCACGAUUGCUUGUUAGUUAAGAUUAAUGAGGAAUUCCGCUGGGAAUCUCGUGACCCCUUACAUCCCGGUUUCAGUUGCAACUGAAAAUAAAUAACGC
Messenger RNA from Drosophila subpulchrella, 3723 nucleotides. RefSeq names its product type II inositol 1,4,5-trisphosphate 5-phosphatase (gene Ocrl). The record is from RefSeq and is a predicted model, not a curated record. Lineage: Eukaryota; Metazoa; Arthropoda; Insecta; Diptera; Drosophilidae. Gene Ontology annotation, cellular component: membrane. The transcript has 9 exons. Gene Ontology annotation, biological process: phosphatidylinositol dephosphorylation; signal transduction. The coding region runs from base 689 to 3247 and encodes 852 amino acids. Gene Ontology annotation, molecular function: inositol phosphate phosphatase activity; phosphatidylinositol-4,5-bisphosphate 5-phosphatase activity.